AAAAGAACAGACCUCGUGAUAGCACGUAUCUGCGACUGCAGUGUACAGAGUACCAGUACCAGAAUACAUCAUUUCGGUAUCCUUCAUACGUGUCCGUCCGUCGCUGUGUCCUGUGUCUCCUCAUCUGUGUUGUUGCUCCUAAAAGUUGCGCUACGGCAUACAUUACAAAAUCUAUAUGGAGAUUGUCCGCCGUCACCGUGUCUCACUCGUGGGAUCUCCUCUUGUUCGUGCAUACGCGUAAAGGGAGCCCGGCCGGUCGGCGCGCCUCGUUUAGGAACUGAUAACCAUGUAUCGAAGACAGCAGUUUCUCUGCUUGCUGGCGCUUGGCCUUUUCGUGCUGUCGGCCCUCGCCGAUGAGCACACGCACAUCUAUGAGGAUGGCGAUGAGGUUGUGCUAUGGAUGAGCACUGUAGGACCGUACCACAAUCGUCAAGAGACGUAUUCUUAUUAUUCCCUACCCUUUUGUACAGGUACCAAGAAUGUUAUCAAUCAUUAUCACGAGACCUUGGCAGAGGCUCUACAGGGCAUUGAGUUGAAGUUCAGUGGUUUAGAAAUUGAAUUCAAAGAGGAUAUCUCGAAAACAGAAUACUGCCAGAUAAGUUUAAACGAAGAAAGUCAGAAAGCGUUUGCAUAUGCAAUAAAGAAUCAGUAUUGGUAUCAGAUGUAUAUUGAUGAUUUACCAAUAUGGGGUGUUGUAGGAGAGAUGGAAAACAAUGACGGAGUUUCAGUAUCAGAUUCCUAUUAUAUUUGGACACAUAAAAAGUUUGAUAUCGGAUACAACGGUAAACAAAUAGUGGAUGUUAAUCUGACCAGUGACAACAGAGUGAAACUGGUGCAAGGCGCGCGUAUACCUUUUAGCUAUGAAAUUAAUUGGAAGAAGAGUAAUAUCAAAUUUGAGGAUAGAUUCGACAAGUAUCUGGAUCCUAACUUUUUUCAACAUAGAAUACACUGGUUUAGCAUUUUCAACAGUUUCAUGAUGGUAAUUUUCCUCGUCGGGCUUGUUUCAAUGAUUUUGAUGCGUACUUUAAGAAAGGAUUAUGCUAGAUAUAGUAGAGAUGAAGAGAUGGACGACAUGGAGAGAGAUUUGGGCGAUGAGUAUGGUUGGAAACAGGUGCAUGGAGACGUGUUUAGGCCUGCGAGUCAUGCUAUGUUCUUUUCAGCUCUCAUAGGUGCAGGCUAUCAGGUCACAGUGGUGGUGUUGAGCGUAAUUAUCUUUGCUAUCUUGGGUGAGCUUUAUACAGAACGUGGUUCAAUGUUGUCAACGGCAAUAUUUGUAUAUGCUGCCACAUCGCCCAUUAACGGUUAUGCGGGUGGUGGACUGUACGCACGGAUGGGUGGACGUGUGUGGAUCAAACAAAUGAUCUUCAGCGCUUUUAUGUUACCACUCAUGGUCUGUGGUACUGCUUUCUUUAUCAAUUUCAUCGCCAUGUAUUACCACGCCAGCAGAGCAAUACCUUUCGGAUCCAUGGUUGCGGUGACAUGUAUCUGCAUAUUUGUGAUAUUACCGCUGACACUGGUAGGUACCAUUCUAGGCCGUAAUCUCGCUGGGACACCUGACGCUCCGUGCCGUGUAAAUGCAGUGCCUCGACCAAUACCCGAGAAGAAAUGGUUUAUGGAACCGCUAAUAAUCAUAAUGCUCGGUGGAAUUCUACCCUUCGGUUCGAUUUUUAUUGAGAUGUAUUUCGUCUUUACCUCAUUUUGGGCAUAUAAGAUCUACUAUGUCUAUGGUUUUAUGUUACUAGUAUUCGUAAUUCUCAUGAUAGUGACAGUAUGCGUCACUAUCGUAUGUACAUAUUUCUUGCUGAAUGCCGAAGACUAUCGAUGGCAGUGGACGAGCUUUCUUGCAGCGGCUUCGACGGCCGGUUAUGUUUACAUUUAUUCCUUUUACUACUUCUUCUUCAAAACUAAAAUGUACGGUCUCUUUCAAACGGCGUUUUAUUUUGGCUAUAUGGCAUUGUUCAGCUUGGCCCUGGGUAUUAUGUGCGGCACAGUCGGAUAUAUGGGCACCAAUGCGUUCGUGCGAAAGAUAUACUCCACAGUCAAAAUAGACUAAAAUCACUGAUUGAAAUAUUUGUAUCAUGGAUCGUACAAUGUAAUUCCUAAAAUUGUGCGCGUGCGACGCUCAUUGCUCUUGAGAUGAAGUAUGUACUUUAUUUGUCUAAAGCAGCUGUGUCACGUCACAUCACGAGAGUGCAAUACUUGUUUUUCAGCUUUACUUAUCAUCAACUCAAUUAACAUCUGCUUCAAAAGUGGCACACGACGUGUGUCCUUUUGUGGAUAUACGAUUAUUCUUCCAACUAAACUUACGUCGUCGCGUGUUAAACAUUCAAACGACGUCUUCAUCUCGUAUGCGUUCGUUUCUUUUUCUU
Trachymyrmex septentrionalis is the source of this 2369-nucleotide messenger RNA. It is a transcript of the gene TM9SF3, whose product is annotated as transmembrane 9 superfamily member 3. The record is from RefSeq and is a predicted model, not a curated record. The coding region runs from base 287 to 2053 and encodes 588 amino acids. Lineage: Eukaryota; Metazoa; Arthropoda; Insecta; Hymenoptera; Formicidae. Gene Ontology annotation, biological process: protein localization to membrane. Gene Ontology annotation, cellular component: membrane. The transcript has 10 exons.